Molecule: messenger RNA, 759 nt
Organism: Chironomus riparius
Lineage: Eukaryota; Metazoa; Arthropoda; Insecta; Diptera; Chironomidae
Source: the annotation of a GenBank genome assembly
UGUUUCUGAGAGGUUUUAAGUAAGUUUUACUCAUGAGAUAUUCUGUUAGUCGAACAAAAUAACUUGAGCACAACACAUCAAUUUUUUUUUUGAGAGGGUUAGAAAACGAAGAUAAACACACAAAAAGUUUUCUAAAUGCAUAAACAGAGGAUGUUGUCGACACUUUUAUUCUAUAGCAUGCUGACAGUAUUAAUUAAAUCUGUGAAUCUUGCGACAAUACCAGAAAGUAACAAUCUAAGUUCAUCAGAAGAAGAUCAAAAAGCAGAAUGUCCAGAGAUAUCAUUUAAAUUUGGACAUAAAGAUAGUAGCAGUGAUGAUUAUGAGACAACGCAACUUUGUAAAUCAGUUAAAAAACAAAUUAAUCCAAAUGAUUUAGCAAGAGAACGAGGAUACGAUGUUGAAGAUGAUAAACGAUUUUCACAAUUAAUUGAAGUCGAGGAAUGUGAGAAUGUCGGUUUGCCGUGUAGCUACAUACUUCCAUUUAAGAAGACAAUAUGUAAACAAAAGUAUAUGAAAAUUCAAUUGAAAGUUGUGAACAAGGAAGAAAAGAUGAGUGCAUAUGAAGACUUUGAUAUUCCCAGCAAUUGUGAAUGUGUCUUUCUGUACUCUAAAUUACCCGAUAUUGGAUCUCUUAAACAAUUAAAUUAAGACUAAUUUAAAUUUUUAUUAUUUAAUCACCACUCGUUAAGUUUACGUUAAGCACAUUAAAAUAAAGUUAAUUACGAUAAGAUUUGUUUUUUACAACAGAGGAAGUUGAAA